Molecule: messenger RNA, 526 nt
Organism: Bufo bufo (common toad)
Lineage: Eukaryota; Metazoa; Chordata; Amphibia; Anura; Bufonidae
Gene: ATG12
Product: autophagy related 12
Exons: 4
Coding region: 58-447 (129 amino acids)
Biological process (GO): nucleophagy; autophagy of mitochondrion; autophagosome assembly
Cellular component (GO): Atg12-Atg5-Atg16 complex; cytoplasm; phagophore assembly site membrane
Source: RefSeq, a predicted model, not a curated record
GUGACGUAAUUCCGCUCCGCUUCCGGCUUUUCAGCGAGCCAGUUGCCAGAAACCAAGAUGGAGGAAACGAGCGAAAAUCACGGGGAUUCACCGGCUAAUGGAGGCGGCGAUACAGCGAGCGAGUCUGUCCUGGCACCGGCACUGUCACCGGCGACCGAGGAGCCGCCGUGCGAAACGAAACGUAAAAUUGAUGUCCUGCUGAAGGCCGUUGGGGAUACCCCAAUAAUGAAGAGUAAGAAGUGGACUAUAGAGAGGACUCGGACGGUGCAAGGUCUUAUGGACUUCAUCAAGAAGUACCUGAAGUUGGACGCAUCGGAACAGAUGUUUAUCUAUAUCAAUCAGUCGUUUGCUCCAUCACCGGACCAAGAAGUAGGAAUUCUAUAUGAGUGCUUUGGCAGCGACGGAAAGCUCGUUUUACAUUACUGUAAAUCACAAGCUUGGGGUUGAAGAACGGCCAGCGCUUUCUCUUCUUUUUUUAUUGCUUCUGAUUCUAGAAGACAUUUAUGGAUGUGUUGCCUUAAUGUAG